CUUCACUCCUCCUAUAUCAUUGUCCAAAGCCUUGGUGCAAGGCCAACAGUCUCCCAUCCUCUCAAAAGAACGCGGAAGCUUUGCGUAAAUACACAGACGGCAGUGUGCAGCUUGUUUCCCAAUACCUACCGCCGCGGCCAACCAGGGUCUCUGCUGGAUGCGAUACAGACUUGCAGCAUGUAUAAAUGAUCCACCAUCGUGCUUCGCCCGCAUCAUCCAACAACACCCGCUCCUCUGCCAUUCCACACUUUUCAACAACUAGAACGAGAGUAAUGAUUUCUUCUUCUCCUUCGCCAUGACCUACUUUGUAGCUCAGCAACGAAUACUGGACAACCAAUGGCAGCCCGACAGGAGGGUCAGACCCUGGAUGUCGAGAUCUUAGUUCACGUCACUGCGCCAAGCAGGACCGCAGACGAUGCUGUAUACAGGCAACUCGCACAGUCAUAUCUUUCUUUUCAGCCUCAUCGCCACACUCCCAUCUCAGUAGCUCCUACACUGAAGCGUCAGCACGAAAGAGCACCGCACGCCGCUGAAGAAGGAGCUCCUAUAGCCAUAGAUUUCGCAACAGUGCCAUCAGGGCAGCCAUGGGUACCCGAAUCCCAAGAUCUAAGCUUUCGGAGUGUGUACGACAACCGCUAUUCACCGCCGUUACAGGAGAAGUGCAGUCCAGCAGAUGCAUCUCUGCCGGAAGUUAACGAUGAAGGGCUUCUCUCAACCCAGUUGGCAACCCAGGACGAGGCAUCUUCAUGGCAAGCUCCUCCAAGUCAGAUCAAUGAUUCGUAUCCCCUACCAGAUGCUGAGAUACGCCACACUACCCCAACAAGGGUCCUAGAGCACUAUCUGAGAAACUUGCCUCCGUCCUCGCAGCCUCGGCCCUUGUCAGCGGAUCGCUCAGACUCGCCAGUUAACCCUUAUGAAGUGAAUAUCCCGUCAUCCAUUCCGAUUCCUCCUGAUGUGGACGAAGCUGCAAGUCAGUCGCUUGGAUACAAAGACAAUGCUAAAAUCGUUCCCGUCACGCCUCGAGUGCCUGGUGCUCUGGCACGGAUGCGAGAAGAACCCUCAGCAACUGUAAUUGAUGAGACUAUCUAUAUCUCUAGCAGCGCAAUUGACACAGCUUCAGAGGCGACCACGUCAUUCAGAGCUGAGUCUGCACCGCCUCCAUCAAAACGCCACAAGGGACUUGCAGAUGAAGAAGCCGUGGCAACGAACCUCCAUCGAAGUGCGAGUGAUACCGGCCCAUCAGGGAAUAAACAACCAAUAGCGUCUUCAUCAAUCACAGCUAAAGACCCGAAUGACUUGGAGAUCCGGCCACCAACUCCUCCUACCGGAAUCGCACACCUUGAGCCCUCCAAUUUGGUCUCCGACAAGCUAGACAAACUCGCGCGAGAUCUAUCAUCACGAUACCGCCCUAAAGUAAACCGCCCAACUGACCCCUUUGAACGAGGCUACUGGCUCGUCGAGUGUGCCAGCUGGUCUCAAGAAAUCCACAGCGAAGCCUGGACCUUCUUGGCCAAUUACCUUCGCAGCGGCCUGGCCGGUUGGGGCGUAUGGUGCCGUCGCGACGAGACGCAUUGCUGGAUCCGCCUCUACUGCUGGGCUCACGUCGCCAAGCAUACCUACCUGCUACUGUAUCUUGCGAGCGGCAGGCAUUUGAAAGUGACUGGUGCGAAGUGGAUCGAUGGCGAUGGGGAGGUUGUUAUAGAAGUGCCUCCCGCGGAGAAGUAGUUAGGCUAUUAUUCUGCUACUUGAUGCGUAAGGCGGCCUAAAUUGUUACAAUGGAAUGAUUUAUCAAGAGGCGGGAGUUGUCAUCACACCUAUCAGUUGAUAUAAAACGUCGCAUGGUUUCCGAGGCUGGCGCUGGGGAGCUCUCAUUUUGAACGUAUUGGAUGGGCGUCGUUUCAGGAAGUGGAAAUGUUUAUUAAUACUUCACACUCUACCGUUUUUCUCCCCCUGUAUAAGAAAUAUCGUUCAAUAGCUAACAUUCAUAUAAUACACAAGUGGUCAUUGCACUGCAUUGAUCCGCAACAGAAGACAUAUCACUAUCGAGCAAAACAGUACUAAAGGAAUCCGACCGGCGUUUUAUUCUUCUUCGCUUUCGCACUUCCAUUGUCCCUCUCAUUUCCUAUCCCCAGCCCAAAACCAAAAGAUAGAUAUACCAUAAAAAAUACAGACAAGUGACAUGGCCCAAGAGAAAGAAAAAAAAAAAAAAAAAA
This is a messenger RNA of Trichoderma asperellum CBS 433.97, 2213 nucleotides long. RefSeq lists its product as uncharacterized. The record is from RefSeq and is a predicted model, not a curated record. NCBI's taxonomy places the organism in Eukaryota, Fungi, Ascomycota, Sordariomycetes, Hypocreales, Hypocreaceae.